GACAGACAGAUAUAGACUGCUGCCUGUCAAACCUGUUGUCACUUCUCCAGACAAGUUUAGCUGUCUACUUUGUAUUUAGAGAUCGAACUGCAUUCUACUCAGCUGCCAAAAUGAUGGAAGAAGUGUCUAUUGCUGUGGCCUAUGAUGCCCAUAUUAUUGACCAGAUGUCAGAGGAGGAGAUCCUGGCUAGUCUAGUAGUGGAAACGCUACCAAAACAAGUGGUGCCCUCUAAAAAGCCAAAAUUAAGAGAUAACCAAACGCAGCCAGAAGACCCACUCGACAAGUAUGAGAGAGAAAACCGUAAGCUUCAGGAGACAAGUUUGCGCCUGGAGCAGGAGAAUGAUGACCUUGCACAAAAACUUGUCACCAGCAAGAUUGCCCUAAGGAAUGCAUUAGAUAAGACCGAGGACCAGGUGGAUGAAUUAACCAAGGAGCUAUUGAAAACCAAACAGCUUCUGAUGAUUACAGAGGAGGAGAAACGGGGAAAGGAGGAGGAGGCUUCACAGCUGAAAGAGAUGUUUAGGAAAGAGCUGGACAAAGCAGAAGCAGACAUUAAGAGAUCAAACAACAUCAUUGCUGACUACAAGCAGAUUUGCUCUCAACUGAAUGCUAAACUUGAAAACCAGAAGGCUCAAGCAGACAAAGAGCUGGAAGGUAUCAAGAGCAAGAUGCUGGAGUGUGAGCGGUGUAGACAAAUCUUUAGCAUGGAUGGAACGAUUCAGCUGUGCUCUGAGAGUGACAAUACCUGUGCUCAGGAUGAAGUGAAAGCCUCUCUCAGAGAACAGGUCCAAGAAUUAGAGAGAGAGCUGGCCCAGACCAAACUACAAAUGGUGGAGUCCAAAUGCAAGAUACAGGAGCUGGAGCACCAAAAUGCACUUCUGACGACUGAACUUCAGGCUGCUAAAAACACAUGGCUCAAAAAAACUUUGGGCUCUUUCAGGACAGCUGCCAACGGCCAUCAGAACUCCUCACAAACAGAUCCUGCCUGGAGCCCUGCUAAUAACCCCCACUCCAGCUGGGUCACCAGAAGGCUCUCCUGGGCCCAUCGAGAAGGGAGAGCAGCUAAAGUAUGAAAAGGUUAAGCGUAGUGGUGGAGAAGAAGAGUAUUUAAUGAGAGCACUCCUGAAAUGAGUCUCACAUAUGAUGAGAAGGCUGUUCCCUCAAACCAGAGGACAUUAUAGAUCCGAAUGGUUGUAAACAUUGGGAAUGAGAGGAUUCUCAAAGGAUGGGUGCCAGCAGGAAGCAAUAUCUGCCCCUCUAGAGACGAGUGUAUCAGAUCAGUUGCUUUUAAGGCUCACAUAAUCUCACAUGAACACUAUAUUGUUUUUAUGUAUUACUGUGAGUUUAACCAUAGUAUUUUACAAAAGUCACAAUGCAAAAAGUUUUUUUGCCAGUGAACCUAAAAAUUUCCUCAUGUAUCAUUUAAAUAAACGAAUGUUUUUAAUUUAAUUUCACUUAAGUAACCUAACUACAUUUGGUUGCAUCAACAAAAGUAAUUUUAUGGUUUAUGGAUCAAGUACAAACUGCUGUUAAAUGUAACAAUUGCCUUGUAACGCUUUUUAUGGUCCACUGUUGGUACUGUACUGGUACUGUGAAUGUAUUUCUUGUUCUACAACAAAUAAACUAUAUGAAGUAAAGACAGUUAUCAACAUAACAACAAAAAGACCUUUAUUUCCACCAAUUGUUCACUUAUACAGCAAAUAAAGUUUAAAGCACAAAUAGUUUGUAUGUUUAAAGUAACAGCAGAAAUAAUAGCAGACCUUAUAAUAGAUUAUUUCUGGAUAAAAGCACCUACCAAAAUGAAUAAAUGUAAGUGCAUAAAACAUAAAAAGAGAUGAGCUUGUGACCUAAAACAAUAUAAACAAGUAAACAUGGAUGUAAACGGAAAGAUACGAUUUGCUAACAUGCAUGCAGAAUCUUUAGGUCAGACAGGGAAAACAGACUGAGCUCUACUCAGACCGCUCAUCUGGAUUGUAAAGAUUAUCAAAAUAGCCCUCAGU
Labeo rohita (rohu) is the source of this 2000-nucleotide messenger RNA. RefSeq names its product RAB GTPase activating protein 1-like 2 (gene rabgap1l2). The transcript is spliced from 8 exons. The record is from RefSeq and is a predicted model, not a curated record. NCBI's taxonomy places the organism in Eukaryota, Metazoa, Chordata, Actinopteri, Cypriniformes, Cyprinidae. Bases 111 to 1073 code for a protein of 320 amino acids.